This is a messenger RNA of Talaromyces marneffei, 984 nucleotides long. RefSeq lists its product as uncharacterized. The record is from RefSeq and is a predicted model, not a curated record. The coding region runs from base 1 to 984 and encodes 327 amino acids. NCBI's taxonomy places the organism in Eukaryota, Fungi, Ascomycota, Eurotiomycetes, Eurotiales, Trichocomaceae. The transcript has a single exon.
AUGGGUGACUACGGGCAUCAGCCGUAUCACCUUCCUAUCGACUGGAGUGUGCAACUGCAGUCGCUUGCAAACGAUGCCACCCUCAGAAACUACCGCAAGAAUCUGUCGAGAGUGUCUAAGCCUAGCAGCGCUGGCAACAGUCCACACUCGCAAACAAGACGACGCACGAUGAUCAACAACACCACCACCAACAACAACAACGGCUUUCCUAAGGCCCGAAACCUCUUCCACAUGAACAACAACAGUGCCAACACUUCCACUCAACAACAACGACCCUCAAGGCCGACCAGCUGGCAUCCGUCCGCGAAACAGCAACAGCAGCCAUACUACGUACCCAACUGCCACCCCUCAUGGCUGCGAGGAUCUGAUGUCUCUGUCUCCGCUGUAGCCGCCCAGCAACAGUCGGGCAUGACUUCCAUGUACGGUCUCUCGACGCCCAUCACAUGUCCCAUGAGCGGCGACUUGCUAUCCACCAACGAUUACUAUGCCAACACUUACGGCGAACCAUACAACUUUCUCCCUCCUGGUCCGCAAGUCUACACACCCGUCGAGCCAUCAGAUAUGUUCUAUUCCGAGCCAUCGGAAUGGUCAUCAUACAGUAUGGAAGGCACGCCUAUCUCCACAUAUCCAUGGAUGCAACACAGCAAUGGGUUGGUAUCCUCGACGGACCCUGCAAUGAUCGACUAUGGCCACGAAAGUGUCGCUUCAGCUGACGAUCUCACUGCACCACCAACCCCAGAAAUGGUCUACAACCACCAACAGCAACCACCAACUUUGAUCUCCAGCACUGAGGACGAUCUUGAUGAUGGUGGCGAUGCUCUAGUGGCCGUUGGUCUCUACGACGAGCCUUCCUCGUUCUCCUUUACAUUGCUUGGUGGCGGUAAUCAUACCUGCCAUCCUACCGGUAAGGGACUCAAAUUGGAAGAGACCUUUACCCCUGUCGAGGACGACGAGGAGGACGGAGACGCCGAGAUUGAUGAUUAG